AUGUGGGCGCGAAUGUUCCCGCAGCCGACCCCGUCCUUUGCCGCCGCCCACACCCAGACAUGUCGGCAUGCCCCCGCCAACCAAAAAAAGCAUCGACGCCUUCGUCGUCGUAGGUCGCCGGGGGGCACGGCUUGCGUCGUGCACCGCGCGGGCGCCGCGAGGCGGGGCCGCAGCGCCCUGGAAGCUGGGGCGAAUGGCGGGGGAGCGGAGGGUCCCGACGGUGCACCCGAGGAGGAGGAGGAGGAGGAGGAGGAGGAGGAAGAGGAGAGGGAGGAGGAGGAAUGGCCGAAAGAGUCUGCGCAGGAGGCUGGCAGGCCGCUCCCUGAGUGA
This is a messenger RNA of Prorocentrum cordatum, 330 nucleotides long. Lineage: Eukaryota; Dinophyceae; Prorocentrales; Prorocentraceae. The record is from the annotation of a GenBank genome assembly.